Messenger RNA from Gekko japonicus, 1509 nucleotides. It is a transcript of the gene GPSM3, whose product is annotated as G-protein signaling modulator 3. Bases 163 to 735 code for a protein of 190 amino acids. Gene Ontology annotation, molecular function: GTPase regulator activity; protein binding. The transcript is spliced from 5 exons. Gene Ontology annotation, biological process: regulation of inflammatory response. NCBI's taxonomy places the organism in Eukaryota, Metazoa, Chordata, Lepidosauria, Squamata, Gekkonidae. The record is from RefSeq and is a predicted model, not a curated record.
UCGGAAGAGAAGGCUGCAGAACGGCGGGAAAGAAAGAUGGGGACGCAGCACCGCCAACGGACGUCGGAGUGACCUCGACCGAGACGGGUGGGGAGAAAGGAUUAGGGCGGAAAACCCUGCUUCUCUUCAGAGUCCACCCGAGUCUCCUGCCGAGCGAAGAAAAUGGAGCAUGAAAUGGAAGUGGUGGAAGAAGGCGAGAGGCUGCUGGGGGGCCGGCCGGAGGCGGAAGCUGCGGAACAGACUUCCUCUCAAGAAAUUGCCAGCAUCAUGCAGAACCAGGAUGCCGUCCCGUGUCGCAUGCAGAGAUCUCGGCAGCCGCGGCACAAUCCUGCACGGCCCUGGAAGUCCCUGCCUGCCACUCCCACAGGAGGGCUAGAGGCAGAUCCACCAGUUUUCUUCUCCUCCAUGACCUCUCUCCAGGCCGAGGAGUUCUUUGAUAUGGUGGCUAAAGUCCAAGCCCGGCGGCUCAACGACCAGCGGGCUGAUUUUGCAGGGCCUGAAGGCACAAGCGGGGAGAGCGUGGCCGUCUCGGAGGACCAACUCUAUGACACUAUCUUGGCUCAUCAGAGCCAGCGUCUGGAGGACCAGCGCACGGAGCCCCCCAUCCCAGUGGGUAUUCAAGGGUUGCUGGAUUUGCUGCUCAGAGCUCAGGGGACCCGGAUGGAAGACCAGCGGUCAGCUCUUCCCCCUGGCCUCGACGCAAUAAGAUGUUUGCCUUCCUCAGCCAGAGUAUGAAUCCGUCUAAGCUUUCCUCUGAACUGUUGUGAUUCUCAUGACUGAAGACACGCCACUGAAAUCUGUAAUGCUGCGUCACAUCUAUAAAGGCAGCCCGGGUCUCUAGGAUCAAGCGGAGUCACUUAAGGAAACUUUGAAGAUGCCAUCUUGCAGUAGCAUAUGCAAAACCAAAGCAGGGUCUCUCCAAUGCAGCAGAUUGCUCAUCGCUUCCUGGCCAGGAUUUCCAAGUAAAUAGAACUACAUUUUCUCCAUCUACUGGCAGAACACCUCCACUUGUAGUAGCAGCAGAAGUGUGAUACCUGCAUUAGCACCAGUCAGAAAGCAGUCUGCUGCCUUUCAAGUUUCACAGAACUCUGCCUGAAGCUGAAUGUUGAUUUUAAAAAAGGGGGGUGAUUGAAGGAGAAGAGCCAGAUCCCCUGGCAUUUCAGGAAACUCGUUGCAGACUAAUUUUGCUUGUCUCCACCACAAAGUAUCUCCAAUUGCACCAAAGCAAGCUCUACUAGGAGGUGGUCUGGUGUUGUGGAAUUAAGACUUAAACGAAUCGGGAGGAGGGAUUGGCAGAUUCGCUUUAGCUACAUUUGCUUGUAAAAAUCAUUGGAGGGUUUGUUUGCUAGGUUUUUUUAAGGCAAGACCCUCUCAGUACUGUUUUAUUUAGACGUUUCACCCUGCUUCCACACUUUGUACUACUGACUGGUUUGUGGUCUUUGGCAAUUAGCUACAAGGAAAUGUAUUACUGUAGCUCUACAAACAGAGUUCUUUCCCCCCAAGAACCUU